AUGGCUACCCCAAAAACUGUCUCUGUUGAGGUCUCAGGCCCCCUCAUCCAAGCGCUGACCUGCUUCAAUGGAUCUGGGCCUGGUGUAAGGUUGGACCGGCUCAGUGACAGAAGCCUCGAGAACAAAGAAACAGCCUUUGGUCUGAUUCGUACUUUCAACUUAGUGCCAAUCCAGCAAGGAGGCCAAGACCACUUUGCACUACAAUCCAAGCUAAACAAUGCGUACCUAGGCUUCAAUAUCAGUGACCGACGACUUAUGAUGCGCCAUGUUCAGUUUCCCCCGCCCGAAUAUUUCCGCUUUGCGUAUCCCCCGAACAUCCCGCAUUCCUAUGACGAGGAUGGCGCCCCCGUUCACAUCAUGGCCGCGGACGCCAGACCUGUCAAUGACCCCAACAACGCGAGCACGGAGUUCCAGUUGUUCGUACGCUCUCUUCAGGAGACAACUCCGGCAAGUAGCGUUGAUGAGUCAUGGAAACAACAGUUCGCUCUGAUAAGCGUUCUUGGGGAAAAGGAUUCCUCUAACGAGUCAGACGACCAUGCUGAAGUAAUGGCAUUCGGCGGUGGCGGGGGGUCGGACCUUGACAAUUCAGAGCAACUCGCUAAGGUCGCGGAGAUGCAGAGGACGGGAGACUUGCGAACAGCUAUCAACACCCUCGCCGAGGAGAAAUACGAUGAUUCCAAAAACCAGAGUGUUUCGCCAGAUGCUGUCAUCAAAGUGGCUCAGCUUCUAUGUAUCAUGGAUCAAUGUGUCUACAUGAGGGACCUUGAACAUGAGGAACAGAUAUAUUCGGAGUUACAGCCAUAUGCAGCUGAGAUCAAAGAGGCUGUUAAACAUUCCCGGCCACUCAGCCAGGCUACCUUAGACGCGAUGAUGAAAGCGCAGGUGAAGGGCGACAGAGCUACACAGAAAAUACAGGAGGUGGCAUCAAGGAUGGGGCUUGAUUAUCUACCCCUCUGCAACUUUUCUUCCGAUGGAAAACUUCUCCGUAACGGUCCUUACUGCGGCGCUUUCUAUGGGCACAGCGAGGAUAAGAAGCCGUUUAUCGUCAUAGCGUUCAAGGGGACUGGAAAGUUCAAAGAAUGGAUCACGGAUGCCAAGUUCAAUAUGAAGGAUGCGGUCGGGUCUAGCCCCUUGAAAGGUAGAUGUCAUAUCGGAUUCUUCGAUGGCGUAUUCAAAGACUUCCCGUGUGACCUGUCAUCAAACAAAUCAAUCCGCAUUGCUUUGCCGUUUCAGAUGAUGAGAAAUCAGCUCUGGAAACUUGAGAGGAAGGUUUUAGCCAAAACAUUUCCCUUUGGACUGAGAGUCCAAGCUUGGGUGACCGGCCAUUCUCUUGGCGGGGCAUAUGCCACGAACUGCUGGGCAGGCAUGCUAGCAGAUAUGCAUUUUAUGCAUACAACAAUUCGCGGUCUGAUGACGUUUGGAAGCCCGCGAGUAGGUAAUGAGACGUAUGCCACCAAUGCAGGCACCCUUAAGGGAUUUCGGAAGUCAUGGCGGUUUGUCAACGGUAAUGACUUGGUCGCAAGGAUGCCCGGCGUAACCCUUUGGUUGGAGAAGUACUACCAUGUAGACAGGAUGGUGAACAUUACUCCAGCGCGAAUCGCUUUAGGAGCUUCGGAACUCGGUGCUCUCAACGAAUAUACGAGCGAUGGAGCCACGGAAGAAGUUACGCUGGCUGAGAGCGAUCUUGAGGCGAUCGAUCAGGACGAAAAUCACGUCCAGGGAGGAAUCUUUGGAGGUGGCUUUGCGGACCACAGCCUCAAGAAGUACUGGGAAUCAUUGAGGAACGGCACUCUCGAGAGCCAUGAUCCAUGGCCUUAG
Annulohypoxylon truncatum is the source of this 1818-nucleotide messenger RNA. RefSeq names its product Alpha/Beta hydrolase protein. Lineage: Eukaryota; Fungi; Ascomycota; Sordariomycetes; Xylariales; Hypoxylaceae. Gene Ontology annotation, biological process: lipid metabolic process. The coding region runs from base 1 to 1818 and encodes 605 amino acids. The transcript is spliced from 9 exons. The record is from RefSeq and is a predicted model, not a curated record.